AUGAAGGGUUUCAAUCGAGACGAGUUGAGGCUACGAUGUACCUCGGUCAAGGCAUGGGAGCUUCCCCGGCACUCUAGCAGUGCUCUCGCGCCCGAGGGAGUAUGGACGAACGAGGACAUGGACCCUGUCAAGCCGGAGGACCAAACCUGGAGCAUCUGGACCAUCCUCGCUUACUGGAGCAGCGAUCUCAUGAACCUUUCGACGUUACAGACGGCAGGUUCAAUCCUCGCGGUGGGCCUGUCGUGGCGAGAGAGCAUUCCCAUCAUGUUUGUGGGAACGACCUGCAUCGCCGUGGCCAUGGUCCUCAACGGUGCCAUAGGCAGCAGGCUGCAUCUUCCUUUCAGCGUCAUCGCAGCGGGAUCCUUUGGCUACUGGUUCCGGUACUUUGCGAUUGUGAGCCGCGCGGUUCUCGCCAUGUUCUGGCUAGGCGUCCAGUGUGCCAACGGCUCGUAUUGCAUCACCAUCAUGCUGAGCGCCUGGGCUCCUUCUUACGCAAGAAUCCCCAACACGCUGCCUGAAUCGGCCGGCAUCACUUCCAUGGGGAUGUGCUCCUUCUUCCUCUUCUGGAUACUCCAGCUGCCGAUGCUACUCAUACACCCGACGAAGCUUCGUCCACUCUUCUACGUCAAACUCAUCGCCACCCCGGCCGUCGUCCUCGGCACACUGGGCUGGGCGGUCAAGAAGGCCGGCGGCGGCGGCGAGAUCUUCAAGCUGCAGCCCGAGGUCCCCAAGGGGACAGCGCAAUACGCCUGGCUCUGGCUGAGCUGCAUGUCGAGCGUCACGGGGCAGUGGGCAACCAUGGGGGUGAACAUCCCCGACUUUCUGCGCUACAGCAAGAGCCCCAACGGGCAACUGGUGCAACUUCCCUUCGUCCCUUUGGUCUUCACCCUGUGCGGCACCAUGGGGAUCAUCACGACGUCGGCGACCAAGACGUUCCACGGAGAGUAUCUUUGGAACCCGCUUGAUAUCGUCAGUCUCUGGCUGGAGAACGGUUCCGGCGGGCGCUGUGCCGCUUUCUUCGCCGCUUUCGCAUGGUUCAUCGCGACGGUGGGAACCAACGUGACGGCAAACUCCAUCAGCGCAGCCAACGACCUGACAAUCAUGUUCCCACGCUAUGUCAAUAUCAAGCGGGGUUCAUUGAUAGCAGCCGUGAUCGGAGGCUGGGUCCUCGUUCCUUGGAAGAUCCUGGCCAGCGCCACUACCUUUCUCAACUUCAUGGGCGCCUACGCCGUGUUCCUGGCUCCGAUUAGCGGGAUCCUCGCAGCCGACUUCUGGAUCGUAAAAGGUCAGAAAUACGACCUGCCCGGUAAGUACUAUCUGGCCCGAGCCGGGUUCCCGUUUUGCCUGUACGAUCCUCAUGGCCGUUAUAGAUACGUAGCAGGGUGUAACUGGCGGGCCUUCGUCGCCUUCAUCGUGCCGGUGGCCCCUAGUCUGCCCGGCAUGGCCUUGGCCAUCAGCGGCUACCCGGCGGUCCAGAUUUCCGAGGGCGCACAGCAUCUGUACAGCUUCGACUGGCUCUUUGGCUUCGUCGUGUCAAUCUUCCUAUACACCACCCUGAGCUGGCUUGCACCCGCAAAGGAGACGCUGGUUGAACGGACGAUCUGGACGAAGGAUGGGGCCGACGUCGAGGCGACAAGUCGUGGCAGCGAUGUCGAGGACCCCAAGUUGCCGGAAAAGGGGCACACGACAGCGACACGUGUCAUCUCGGACGACGACAAAGUAUUGUAA
Colletotrichum higginsianum IMI 349063 is the source of this 1728-nucleotide messenger RNA. RefSeq names its product NCS1 nucleoside transporter. Bases 1 to 1728 code for a protein of 575 amino acids. The transcript is spliced from 5 exons. Gene Ontology annotation, biological process: transmembrane transport; nucleobase transport. NCBI's taxonomy places the organism in Eukaryota, Fungi, Ascomycota, Sordariomycetes, Glomerellales, Glomerellaceae. Gene Ontology annotation, cellular component: plasma membrane. The record is from RefSeq and is a predicted model, not a curated record. Gene Ontology annotation, molecular function: nucleobase transmembrane transporter activity.